CUCAGCACCAACAGCACCUCCCAGCACUGGCACACCCAGCCACGCCACCGCCUCCUCAACCAGCUCCAGCACUACAUCCACCGCCUCGAGCACUGCCGUCCCGACAGCGCACGCCUCUUCAAAGGACCCCGCAACCCCCUCACCACCAUCAACAAGUACUUCAGCGACAUCCACCUCUUCCUCCAUGCCCACAACCACAGCGCCUGCGCCUGGGAACACGUCCGCCUCGAAGCUCAACCCUCUUUCCACCACCUCCACAACCUCACCCGCGCCAUGCGCCGACAGCCCAAACACACACACACAGCUCCACCCACCCCCACAACGCCCCUCUAA
Messenger RNA from Empidonax traillii (willow flycatcher), 333 nucleotides. RefSeq names its product interferon-like. NCBI's taxonomy places the organism in Eukaryota, Metazoa, Chordata, Aves, Passeriformes, Tyrannidae. The annotation marks the transcript as partial. Gene Ontology annotation, molecular function: cytokine activity; type I interferon receptor binding. The transcript has a single exon. The record is from RefSeq and is a predicted model, not a curated record. Gene Ontology annotation, cellular component: extracellular region. Gene Ontology annotation, biological process: positive regulation of peptidyl-serine phosphorylation of STAT protein; defense response; T cell activation involved in immune response.